This is a messenger RNA of Tigriopus californicus, 5763 nucleotides long. RefSeq names its product phosphatidylinositol 4-phosphate 3-kinase C2 domain-containing subunit alpha-like (gene Pi3K68D). The transcript is spliced from 21 exons. Gene Ontology annotation, cellular component: cytoplasm; phosphatidylinositol 3-kinase complex; plasma membrane. NCBI's taxonomy places the organism in Eukaryota, Metazoa, Arthropoda, Copepoda, Harpacticoida, Harpacticidae. The record is from RefSeq and is a predicted model, not a curated record. Gene Ontology annotation, biological process: phosphatidylinositol 3-kinase/protein kinase B signal transduction; phosphatidylinositol-mediated signaling; cell migration. Gene Ontology annotation, molecular function: 1-phosphatidylinositol-4-phosphate 3-kinase activity; 1-phosphatidylinositol-3-kinase activity; phosphatidylinositol binding.
UUGCAACAGUUGUCAAAAGUGUCUUUGAGGUGCGGACUCUGGUGUGGACCAACUAGUGCUAGUUGCUGGGUGAUUGUUAGAUGUACGUAUAAGAAAGAAAUUUUCAACCCUACACGGUUUUUAACCCCAUACCCAGCCAUGUCACGGGCUGAAGACGCGGAUUCUCGCUUUAAAGCGGAUCUAGAGCGAGCCAUGGCCUUGUCCCUUGAGUCGGCGGUUUUGGAGACCGCGGCACGAGCAAAACGGCAAGGGCGAGAUUUUCCCGCCCUCAGUCGCCCUCUGGCCUCGACCAUUCGAAUGGGACCUCGACGAGCCUCCACACCGGAGACCAUGGCGUAUCAUCGUCAAGAUUCGUCCGGUCCACCGAGAUUGGCAUCAAACUACAGUGGCCUAGCAUUUCCGUCUCUAAGUGAGAAUCCGGGCUCUACGGCGGAAGCCUCCACAACCCGUCCUCGCCCUUCCCACAGAGGGGGUAGAAAUGCUUCAAGUAUGUUACUACCCUCGCCAAGUCGACGACAAAGUGCACCCCACGAAGUGAGAAGCUCCACCCCAAUCAGGGAAGGAUCAGCACCUCCAGAGAGUCUUUCCAGUCGCUCAACAUGGGGUGAAGAUCGGACGACCCAUCAGACUCAAGACUCGAAGAAUAACAAUCUCAUCGAUUUUUCCGGAGGCUUUUCCAAGGUGACCAAGAAUGGUCUCCUCCAGUUGUAUGACCCCAAUCAUAAUCAUCCACAAGUGCCAGCUCUGGUGAAUGCGCCUUUGGUGCCAACCAGAUUCGACAGCCUGUCAUCCGCAGUGCCUUCCCAUUUAGCCAUUCAAUACUCAGGACCCAAUUCCAUGCCCCCGGGAGGGAAUUUCAAUUGUCCGUCCAAUUUAACCGUUCAACCCGCAUCGUUGAAUGGCGCCCAAGGUCUGAGCAAGUCGAUAAGUUGGAGUGAGGGCAACCCAUUGAGCCAACAAACCGCCAGACCUGGAGGAUCUUUCCCAAUGCCGAUAAAGCGUGAAUCGUUCUCGGACUACACUCUGAAGAAUAAGGCCUCUGAUAGCCUGAUUGACUUUGGUCAACUCCAUUUGACUUCUCAGAUGAGAGAACAAGAGAAGCAAUUGACCCGAGUGAGUGUGGUAAAUUUCUUUGAUCCUCUUCUAGCCGGAGAAAACGAGGUGGAAGUGACGAAAGAGACCUUCCUUGAAGACGAAGGGGAUGCACACGAUCCUUUGGGAGUUGGGAAUCGCUUCUCAGAAGUGGAAAGUAGCUUCCUAAACCCAUUCGAGUAUAUGAGUAAUCGAUCCGAGCAAUCGUUCUUGGGCCGCUCCACAGACUUGGAUCCAUUCGAGCAAUCCAAUACUAACGACAAGACCGACUCCGGACAUAAUCUCUCCGAGACCAUAAGUGAGUCAUCACGAGCCCCGACCAAAGUGAAAUCGACCAUUGAGAUCCUCCCUGGGCUUCAUAAGGAGAAAGAUGUCACCAUGGACAAGGAAAUCGUGGCCUUUGCCCAAAUGGUCAAGGACGUCCGUUCUAAGUUCAAGUUCGACGAGAAGGAAACCAAUCCAGGAAUCGUGAAUUGUCCCAAGAUCGUAAGCCCUUAUCCAUUGGACACUUGCGUCAAGAUCGUGGUCCAUUGGAGCUCGGGUUUAAACCGGAAACACACCAAUUUUACCAGUCUUGUGACCAACAAGGUGGAGAUGCUCAUAGGAAAAGCUGUGGUGGACUUGAUCAACUCGGAAGGCUUGGACACGAGGGAUUUCUCCUUCCAAGUCAUGGGCUCGAUUGAGGUCUUGGAUCCGAAUGCCUGUCUCAAGGACUUUGAACAUGUCCAUCAAUGCUACAAAUUCGACCGAGAUGUCGAGUUCGAGCUCAUCCAUCGCAAGGAUAUGAUCUUGCCCUAUCUUCGUACCGCUGAAGACGACAAGCGAGCCUUAAACAUUCGCAUAGAGGACAUCUCUCCUAAAGAUCAAACGAAAACCCUAUCCUACGAUGACCUCCACAUCGUCCUAGAUAACCUCCGUCAAGAGACCGAGACUAUGAAGAAGGGCGUGGAAUCGCUCAAAUCCGGGAGCCAAGUCCGAGCCAUCGAGGGUCUGUGUCCGCAGAAAGUGAGCCAGUCCGUCAAAUUAGUGUGCGCCAAGUUGGGCUUGAUCGAGACCUUGGACGUGUCCAAGGCCAUGGAUUCGUUGUUGGCGGACUGCAUCGAGUUCGACCAAUCCCCCGAUAGCUUGGCGUUUUCCCGCCAAAGUGCUCGCCAUAAUUCCAGUAACAAGCAUGUGAACGAAGUCAUCAAUUAUGCGCAUGUGGAGGACGAAUCCAUAAGCAAGAAAGCCGAAAGAAUCCUCGAAGGAUUGGACCAGCUCACUCAUGCGGUUCAGCAGAGUUUGGUGACCUAUUCGAAAUCGUUCCGAGUGAACUUCUCGUUCAGUUAUGAGGAGGAUCAAGCCGAGAUUCCGAUUUUGAGUGAGGUCGUGGAGGAUUCUUUCUUCUUUCAUGUGGAUGCCGUCCAUCGAUUGGAUUCAUCUUGGUUUUACGACGACUAUUCACUCCGGGUGGAUUUGUACCAUGGCUUCACUUGCAUCAUGCACCCUCUCUAUUCUCCGUUCAGAGGGUUGAGUGAAAGCUUCUAUCCUUGGAUCAAGCUCGAUCACACUAUGGACUUACAAAAGGCCAUCGCCUUGAUCCCGAGGGAAGCGCGUCUGGUAUUCACCCUAACUGGAAGAAGGGUUAUUCAUAAAGGCGAGGAGGCUAAAACCAUCAAGAAGGAGUUGGGCUGGGCCUCACUUCAAUUGUUCAGCUUUGACCGUCAUUUGGUCAGCGGGUCUUAUUUCUUGACCCUUUGGUCCCCAGAGGCCCAGAAGCGAUUAGGGCCAGCUCCAGAUUCGGGAAGUCAUCCCAAUGCCGACACUUGUCCUCUAUUGAGCAUCAAAAUUCCCGAAUGGGAGCGACCCGUCGUAUUCCCGGAUAUGAUCCCGCUCGACAUCACCAUCAUGAAUAAAGCAUGGUGCUUUGAGGAUCUACCGUGGGAGACCCAAAAAAAUCUGGAGGAAAUUUGUGAUCUGGACAUUUUGAGCUUCAUGAAGGACUCAAAAGGCUACCAAGAAAGACUCUGGGAAAAGCGAUAUUAUCUCCAAAGUAUACCCUGAGCUCUACCCAAAGUACUCCUCUCUGCCAGAUCUUGGGACCUAGACACCCUACCAGAGCUUUAUGCUUUUUUACAAAUGUGGAAGAGACCCGAACCCAUGGACAUUCUCCAACUGUUCCUCCCCAUUUUCCCGGACGACCGAGUUCGGAGGUGUGCCAUUGAGUGGAUGGCCGAGAUGACGAACGACGAAAUCAUCGACUACUUGCCUCAAUUGCUCGAAGCCUUGAAGCAUGAGACCUGGUCCAAUUCACCCUUAGCCUGUCUGCUUCUCGAAAGGUCAUUGACCUCGCCCAGAAUCGCGCAUUACCUCUACUGGUACCUGACCCAGAGCCUCCCCGGAAACACGCCCCAAAAUACGAGUGAGGAACGCAUCUGUGAAGUCCGUGUGGCUCGAUAUCGACGCCGACUUCAGAUGCUCAUGCGGGCCUUACUCGUCACUGUUGGUGAAGCCAUGGAGAACUCGUUCCACAAGCAGACCAAUCUCCUUUUGUUGGUGAAUGAUGCGGCCAAAGAGGUCAAGAAGGCCAAGGAUGCAAGUAAAAUGAUGGUGUUGAGGAAGCAUAUGGAGAUUGUCAACCAACAUCUCCGAUCCACCCAAACGGCCUUGCCGCUCUCACCGGGUCGAAUCGCCUGUGGAGUGGAUGUGAAUCAGUGCGACUAUUUCAAGUCCAAUACGGUGCCUCUGAAGAUCAUGUUCGAAACCCGAGACAAUUUUGUGCCGCAUGGUGGCCACAGUGAGAGCCGAAGCAGUCCGGAAGGCUCUCCAGGGUUCGACCAAACAAGCUUUUCAACCCUGGAGAGCAGUUCGAUUGCCCCGGUAAUUUUCAAACGGGGCGAUGAUCUCCGCCAAGAUUCGCUCGCCAUGCAGCUGAUCCGAGUCAUGGAGAAGAUCUGGUUGAGUGAAGACCAGAACCUGAAAAUGGUCACUUUCUCGUGUGUGCCCACGGGAGACUGCGAGGGCAUGAUCGAGCUGGUUCGACAGGCCAAGACCUUGAGAGAGAUACAGACCGCCCAUGGGAUGAACGUGCCACUACGUGUGCAAUCCAUUCAGGAAUGGCUCCAGAAAUACAAUCAAUCCCCGUUGGAAUACGCGAGAGCAGUCAAAAAUUUCACCGAAUCUUGUGCGGGUUAUUGUAUUGCUACAUAUAUCUUGGGCGUGGGUGACCGACACAAUGACAACAUCAUGAUCAAAACCACGGGACAUUUGUUUCACAUCGACUUCGGAAAGUUUUUUGGAGAAGCCGAGUUGUUCAUCAAUUUCAAACGGGAUCGCACUCCCUUCGUGCUCUCCCAAGAUAUGGCUUAUGUGAUCAACGGAGGCGAGGAGAAGCCAGCACAAAUGUUCCAAGACUUCAUGAACCUCUGUUGUAAGGGAUUCAAUAUCUUGCGCAAGAACGGGAACCUGCUCGUGAAUCUGGUCGCACUUAUGACCUCGUCUGGAAUUCGCGGAAUUGGCUCAAAUGCAGUGGAAUUCGUUCGAAACGCAUUGCUUCCUGAUCUAUCCAACAGUGAGGCCUCCCAACAUUUCUCGAGGAUGAUUCAAGAGUCCCUGAACAAUUGGUUCACCCAAUGGAACUUCUUGUUUCAUAAUUUGGCCCAAAAGAACAGCGAAAAAUCCGAUGGAUCUCUUUUGUCAUUCGCUUCCAAACGUUCUUCGCGAGUCACGGAUGGAGCCAUAACUGAUGUUAAAGUUGUGAGCGUUCAAAAACGCUACAGCCCGGACAAGCAUUACAUGUUCAUUCUUCAAGUCAAACGAGAAGGCGUGAAAGACAUGUUGCACCUAUUCAGAUCCUACAAGGAGUUUUGCGAACUCGAAUCCAAAAUUGCGUCCACAUUUCCCUCAUCCAAUUGCCCAAGCUUGCGCCGCAAUGCCAUCAACAUAGGACGUCAAGAGAUCAAGGAAGUGGCUCAUCAACGGAUGUUGGCCAUUGCGUCCUUUCUCUUCCACUUGUUCCAAGAUCCGUCCAUAUCGGAAAGUGACCUUGUUUACACCUUCUUUCAACCCAUACUCAGAGACCAAGAGGAAGUGGACAUCCAGCAGGAGAAACUUAAACACAAAAACCGGAAUGAGAAUGAGGUUUCCUCUCUUCGCAUCCAAGGAGAACUCCAACUUUCCCUGGAAUAUCACAAGGGAAGUUUUUUUGUGAUGGUUCGACAUGGGAAGAAUCUACCCAAAGUGGCUGGAUCCAACGAGGAGCCCAAUACUUACGUUAAGGCCUAUUUGAAGCCAGAUCAUUGCAAAGAAACCAAAAGGAAAACCAAAGUUGUCAGAAAGAACUGUCAUCCGUCCUACAUGGAAACCUUGGAGUAUCGCAGUGAGUUUUUGAGCAGAUUCAAAUGUAAAACCCUCGAAGUGACCGUGUGGAAUGAUGACCUAUUCCAAGAGAACCAGUUCCUCGGCUGUGUUUGUAUACCAUUGGAGAACCUGGAUCUAAGUAGAGAAACUACCCGUUGGUACAAACUGAAGCAAUACAACAGAGGCUGAUAGACUUUUUAUUUCUCUUCACACUCAUUUACUCUUUCCCUUUCUAUCGACCUAUGCCUUAUAUUUCCGUGAUAUUUAGCUACCAUACCAUAUCAAAUGAUCCAUGAAUUAUAAUUUUCCAAUAAACUACUACUUCGUCUUCGG